AUGGCUUAUCUCAACACCUGGUGGUAUCGUUUCCUCGAGGACCAUGUGUACGCUUUGCCCGAACCGCCUCCUCGAGUCAGAACGAAACCGUUGGAGGUGAUAUGUGUCGGCCUUCCUCGUUCAGCCACUGAAUCUUUACAACAUGCCCUCCUGACACUCGGCUAUGAUCACACUUACCAUGGUUGGGACAUAAUCUGUGAAAAGCCAAACUAUGCGCCGCAAUGGAUCAAGUUUUGCCGCAAAAAAUGGUUUGGACCCCUCGAUGGGAAUACAAAGUUCACUCAAGAGGACUUUGAUGCUGUUAUGGGCCACUCAACAGCCGUGACCGAUGCAGCAGGCUCGGUCUUUGCCGCCGAGCUCAUCGAAGCAUACCCCGAUGCAAAGGUCGUGCUGAAUUACCGCAAAGAUUUGGACGCGUGGUACCGUAGUGUAAGUAACACGCUCGCCAACGUGAAACAUAACUGGGUCCUUUGGAUUCUUUCUUUCCUGAGCCGUCAUGGUUUCUGGGCUUGGCACGUGUACCUCGACUUUAUGUGGUCAGGCAUAUUUCGCGGACUGGACAAUGACAUCGAGACGGGUGUUGCAAGGAAUGGGAAAUGGAUUUACAAAGGUCACGACAAGAACAUUGCAACACGAUUCGUGGACUUGUCCCCAAGGAAAGGUUGCUGGAGUGGACUGUCGAGGAUGCUCUGUGAGUUCCUUGGUAAACCGGUCCCUGACGAACCCUUUCCUCACACCAAUGCGGCUGCUGGAUGGGAUAAUCAUGAAGAUACGAUUGCCAAGAUGUACAUGAUGGAGGCACUACAGACCAUUCUUGCUCUGUCAGUAAUCUUAGUUGGAACUGGUGCUCUGAUCUACAAGUUGAUCCUUUAG
Messenger RNA from Fusarium vanettenii 77-13-4, 873 nucleotides. RefSeq lists its product as uncharacterized. The record is from RefSeq and is a predicted model, not a curated record. Lineage: Eukaryota; Fungi; Ascomycota; Sordariomycetes; Hypocreales; Nectriaceae. The coding region runs from base 1 to 873 and encodes 290 amino acids. The transcript has 3 exons.